CAAAUAUUUUACAUAUUUUUUUCUUUGCUGCCUUUUUGAGUCUCUGUCAGGAACCUCCUCUCUAACAUUACCACCCCCACCGAUCAAGAACCUACUUUUUUGUACUUUCAUUUAUUCAGACAAAAUCCCAUUUUUACCAUUGCAACAACAGCAUCAAAGAAGAACAAAAGUUUUGAUUUUGUGCACCCUUUAUGCUUCUCUUGAGAUUGUAAGGAGAAGUUAAGCUUCAGCUGUUGAUAAUUCAAAUGCAUUUGUCAAGCAAAAGUGUGUUGUAAGAUCAAAUAAAAAACAGAAAAAUGAGAGACCCUGAUAUGAUCAUCACCAAAGGCGGUGAAUUUACGUUUUUUUGUUAUACAUUUCUGUAAAUAAUAAAAAAGGAAACGUAGAGAUUCUUUUUUCUCUUUUGGUAUUGGUGGUGUUGUUUCGUUUUGUAGAGUGAGUUUGGAAGAGGGGGUACUUUGUAUAAGGAAAACCUGGCGAUUCUGUACAGCGACCUGGCUGUUGGCAGAUAUCUUUGCUACCUCCGCCACUGUAGCAUUUGGCUUAUCAAGCAAUGGGGGGUAGAUGUAAUCCAAUUGGAUUCCAUUUGUUAAGCUUCUUGUUCCUGAUUCCAAGUUUCAUAAUUCAAGAAUCUUUGGCCAUUAACUCUGAUGGUUUGGCUUUGUUAGAAUUUCGAGCGAAUAUUGAUUCUGAUCCGUAUGGUGCGUUCGCAAAUUGGAAUUCCAAUGACAGCACACCAUGCAUGUGGCUGGGGGUUCUUUGUGUCGACGGUAAAGUGCAAAUGCUGGAUCUGAGUGCCCUUUCUUUGGAAGGUACAUUGGCGCCUGAGCUGGGGAAAUUAAGUGACUUAAGAUCACUUGUGCUAUAUAAAAACCAUUUCUCUGGCGCCAUUCCAAAGGAGUUUGGAGAGCUUACAAAGCUGGAGCAAUUGGAUUUGAGAGAAAAUAACUUGAAUGGAACAAUUCCAGCAGAAAUAGGCAACAUGCUGUCUCUAAAACGCUUGUUACUUUGUGACAACAAAUUUGAGGGCAGCAUUCCUUCUGAUCUUGGGAGGCUAAACUUGCUCUCUGAACUGCAGUUUGAUGAAAAUCUUACUUCGAUGUUGCCUACUGAAAUUGGCUGUGUAAAUAGAAAGUUUGGACUUUGCAUAUGGCAGAGCAGUUUGAAACAACUGAACAGAGAAGGAUCAUUGUUCUUCCCAAUUAAAGGAGCUCUUAUAACUUACCUCAAUGCCCUGCCAUUACCACAGUUCAAGUUGCAAAAAGACUCUCUGGCUGAGCGUCAAGACAGUUGCUGCAGGGAUGUGCCUGGUUCAUCUAAGCAACAAAUGGCCCAUAACAUAAGGAAUCUUGUCCCUUUUGCACGUCGUAGGCUGCUUGAGCAGGCAAAGAACCUCCCAGCUGCACCUGUUGCUGCUACGUCUUCCACUGAACAGAUCAUUUCUCUCCCAACUACCAGAAGUAGUGGGACUUUCCCCGCUGUGCCGAAGGGAACAAAGAAACAGUCUCAUGCACCAGCACCACUGGUUGAUCCUCCUGCUCCUCCUCCAGGGACUAAUUCAGAGCCUGCUGACCUCUCAUCCCAAACCUCUAAUGCAGAGCCAAUUGUUCAACAAACUUCAGCUUCUGGGGAUUUAUGGAAAUAUCUCAUUUUCAUUCCCUGUGUGGUCAUCUUGUUUGCAGUUGUGGCCAUGGCUAUCAUUUUUCGGAAACGAGCAGCAAAAACCAUAGGUCCCUGGAAAACUGGACUAAGUGGACAGCUGCAGAAAGCUUUUGUUACAGGGGUGCCUAACCUAAACCGAUCAGAACUGGAAACAGCCUGUGAGGAUUUUAGCAAUAUAAUUGACACAAUUGGAGGUUGUACAGUGUAUAAAGGGACACUUUCCAGCGGGGUUGAGAUUGCUGUUGCAUCAAUUGGCGUUUCAUCUUUAAGAGAGUGGUCAAAGAACUCAGAGAUGGCCUAUCGGAGAAAGAUUGAUACAUUGUCACGAGUUAACCAUAAGAACUUUGUCAACCUUAUUGGCUACUGUAAGGAGGAUGAACCUUUCAACAGGAUGAUGGUGUUUGAAUAUGCUCCAAAUGGAACCCUUUUUGAGCGUCUGCAUGUUAAAGAAAUGGAGCAUCUUGAUUGGAAUGCAAGGAUGAGGAUCAUCAUGGGUGUAGCUUAUUGUCUUCAGUACAUGCACCAUGAUCUGAAUCCUCCCAUAGCUCUUUCAAACUUAAGUUCAACUGCUAUCCUUCUAACAGAUGAUUAUGCUGCGAAGCUUUCGGAAAUCGGUAGUUUACGGCCUGCACCUGUGUCUAAAACCUCAGGUGAUGCUGAACCAGAGCAUUCUGAAUUGCCACCUUUUGUUGAUUCAGAAGUGAAUAUCUAUAGUUUUGGAAUACUGUUACUUGAAGUCAUUUCCGGGAAGCUUCCUUACUCAGAAGAGCAAGGCCCUCUUGAGAAAUGGGCCGUUCAAUAUUUGAAUGAUAAACGAAGCAUCAGCUACAUGAUUGAUCCCACCCUCAAGUCUUCCAAAAUUGAUGAGCUUGAUGGAAUCUGUGAGGUUAUACAACAGUGCAUCCAAACAGAUCCAAGGCAAAGACCAACAAUGAAGGAUAUCACUUCAAAAUUGAGGGAAGUGAUUAAUAUCCCCCCUGAGCAAGCCACCCCAAGACUUUCCCCCUUGUGGUGGGCCGAACUUGAGAUUUUAUCAAUGGAGGCCACCUAAUGACCCUCUUGUCUGUGUUGUAAGUCAAGUCUCUCUCUUACUUUGUAUCAAAAUGGAAGAAUAGCUUUUUCGUCCUUGCUUCCAAAAUAAACAUUGAUUCCUUAUACUUGGUUUCCAAAUCACAUCUUUUUUGGUCACUUUGUUUUCAUAUAUACAUAUCCUAUCAUCCAUUUAAUAUUUUCCCCCCAUUCAUCCUCAGCAGUUCAUUGGAAUAAAAGUGUGUUAUACUCUUUAAUGGGGAUUGUGCACCCAAUUGUAAUAGAUGUAUGUAUUUUGUGAUUAUA
Durio zibethinus is the source of this 2997-nucleotide messenger RNA. Its product is annotated as protein MALE DISCOVERER 2-like. Gene Ontology annotation, biological process: protein phosphorylation. Gene Ontology annotation, molecular function: protein kinase activity; protein binding; ATP binding. NCBI's taxonomy places the organism in Eukaryota, Viridiplantae, Streptophyta, Magnoliopsida, Malvales, Malvaceae. The record is from RefSeq and is a predicted model, not a curated record.